Molecule: messenger RNA, 657 nt
Organism: Prunus armeniaca (apricot)
Lineage: Eukaryota; Viridiplantae; Streptophyta; Magnoliopsida; Rosales; Rosaceae
Source: the annotation of a GenBank genome assembly
AUGGCCUCUGCUUCACCAAUGGCCAGCCAGCUCAAAUCCAACUUCACCUCCCCAAUCACUAGAGCUGCUUUGGUUUCACCCAAAGGCCUCUCUGCCUCUCCCCUAAGCCUCUUGCCUUCUAAAAGACUCUCUUCCUUCACCAUCAAGGCCGUCCAAUCUGACAAACCAACUUUCCAAGUGAUUCAGCCCAUCAAUGGUGAUCCCUUCAUUGGAAGCCUCGAGACUCCAGUGACAUCUAGCCCAUUGAUUGCCUGGUACUUGUCCAACCUCCCAGCCUACAGGACUGCUGUGAGCCCUCUUCUCAGGGGUAUUGAGGUGGGGCUGGCUCAUGGGUUCUUGCUGGUGGGCCCAUUCGUCAAGGCUGGUCCAUUGAGGAACACACCCUAUGCUGGGGGAGCUGGCUCCUUGGCUGCUGCGGGUCUUGUGGUCAUAUUGAGCCUUUGCUUGACAAUCUAUGGAAUUUCAUCCUUCAAGGAAGGAGACCCAUCCACAGCUCCUGCUUUGACUCUAACUGGCCGGAAAAAGGAGCCCGACCAGCUUCAAACCGCCGAGGGAUGGGCCAAAUUCACCGGCGGCUUCUUCUUCGGAGGCAUUUCAGGUGUUACUUGGGCCUACUUCCUCCUCUAUGUUGUAAACCUUCCUUACUACGUCAAGUAG